This is a messenger RNA of Chironomus riparius, 1698 nucleotides long. NCBI's taxonomy places the organism in Eukaryota, Metazoa, Arthropoda, Insecta, Diptera, Chironomidae. The record is from the annotation of a GenBank genome assembly.
UGCUAUAAUACAAAUUUGUCAAGAAAACAAUCGAGUUAAUUUAAAUAAAUAAGAAAAUAUAAUUUUUUUAAACUGUUUUAUAUCAUUGAAAGUAACAUUUAAAGAAUUGCUAUUAAAAAAUUCAAAACAAAGAUGAAUCACCUCCCAGAAGAUGUUAUAAUUAUGAUCUUUGAAUAUUUAGAUAAUGACUCAAUGUUAAGUGUUAUACAGGCUUCGACAUUUUUUGCCAACAUUUUCUCAUCUUCAUCGAAACUUUUGCUAAAAUUCAACUUAUUUAUUUAUCCAGAAAAUAUAAAUCAACUUUUACAAAACGAGCCAAUCGCUAAUAUCUCAUUUAAAAAUGUCACUUUGUUCAGCUUUACGGUUGACAGUUCAACUAAGUUGCAUGAAUUGUUUAAAAUGUUUAACUUUUCGAUAGAAAUUUUGAAACUUCAAAAUGUAACUUUUAAUAGUUUUGAGAAUUUUGCUCAAACAUUCUUACCAAUGCUGAGUCUUAAAUCGCUCCAUUUGGAAAAAUGUUCAAUUGGUGGUAAAAUAAUCAGGUCACUGCCACCCAUUCAGACACUAAAGUCAAUAAUAUUCGAUGAAUGUCGUGGAAAUUUAUUCAAAUAUUUCAAAAAUCAACGCUCAGUUGAAAAAAUUGGCAUUUGCAGACAUAAGUGGACUUCCAUAGCAUUCUCAAUUACUGAUUUUAAUAAAAUGGCUUCAAAUUUACCAAGUCUUAGUCAUCUUGUCAUGGAUGGAACUGGAACUUCUGGCUACUUUGAUUGUGGACAAUUUCCAUUUAAAAUUCAAAAAUUGGAAGCUUUUUUGAUGACUUUUAAUUGGACACAGACAAUUCCACGAUUAGACUUUUUAAAGUCACAGCAAGGAUAUUUAAAGGAAUUGACCAUCCACAAGCUGCCUUAUGAUUACGAUGGUGGGGAAAUGAUUAAGUUUAUCAUUGAGGAAAUGAAAUUGGAAAAGUUUAACUUUGGACAGAUUCCGUUGAUUUUGAAUGGAAGAAAGCAAGAUGUUAAGGAAUUAACAGCAUGGGAAGUGAAUAUAACUGCUGCAUUUGAGAUUUUCAGGCAAUUUCCAUCAAUUCAAUCAUUUACCUUGUUCCUCACUCAAACUCACCUUAAUCAGUCAAAAAUAAAUGACAUUGUCAAACCUCGCACCGAUAUAUUUCAAAACCUUAAAAACCUGGACAUUCUUGAUCACAGUGGAUCUUAUAGUCAUCCAACUAAGUUCAUUGGUCUAUACAAGAAUUGCAAGAACAUUACAAGAUUGUCGCUAAGGACCAAUAACAAUGUUAAUGACAUUCUGACCGAGUGUCUUUCAUAUUUUACAAAUUUGAACGAAAUUUACUUGACGACUGGAAAGGACAAAUCAAAAGAAAGUUUAAAAAUUAUCAAGAAUCUAGCACCAAAUUUGAAGAAGCUGAGUGUCGCGAAGGAAGUUGUGAAUGAUGCUAAGAAUAUGUUUGGAAAGGAUGUUGAAAUUAUUGAAAUAUGACGUCCGUCAAAAAAUGUAUUUUUUUAAACCCCCUCAACUGUCGUGUCACAAAAUUUAAAUAAGAAAAUUUUUCUUUUUUCAGAAAAUCCAAGAUGCCCUUCUCUAAAUCUUGGACGUCAUAAUUGAUCGACCCCUUAAAAAAUUUUCUUUGAUGCUUGUAUUUAUUGUGCUUGUAUUAGUCAUUGUAGAUAACAGUCCACA